Bactrocera neohumeralis is the source of this 1227-nucleotide messenger RNA. Its product is annotated as RNA polymerase II elongation factor Ell-like. Gene Ontology annotation, molecular function: cis-regulatory region sequence-specific DNA binding. Gene Ontology annotation, cellular component: transcription elongation factor complex. The coding region runs from base 1 to 1227 and encodes 408 amino acids. The transcript is spliced from 2 exons. Gene Ontology annotation, biological process: transcription elongation by RNA polymerase II; positive regulation of transcription elongation by RNA polymerase II; snRNA transcription by RNA polymerase II. NCBI's taxonomy places the organism in Eukaryota, Metazoa, Arthropoda, Insecta, Diptera, Tephritidae. The record is from RefSeq and is a predicted model, not a curated record.
AUGGAAGAUUUAUUCGAGUUCCUAACUCAAUCCGCAUUUCAAGAAAUCAUCGAACAUAACCAGACUGCGAACACCAAACAUGUUCCGAAAGCUCAUUCAGCGCAUGGAAAGUUACGCGAUAUAUCCAGUCGUAACUUACGCGAAUGCGUUAUCCACCUGUUGGCACUAAAGCCGCUCAAUAAGCUUGAACUGAAUGAGCGUCUACAAAAAGAUGGCAUACGUAAGCCUGAAGAAUCUUUAAUUGGAAAUGUUCUGGCGGAAGUCGCUCAACUACGCAACGACGAGUACAGUUUGAAGCACUGUAUGUGGAACAAAGUGAAAACAAAUUGGUCUUAUUACACGGAACAGGAACGGCAGCAGUUGGAGUUGCGGAAAACACAGAGUCUUUUAAGUCCAACCGGCUUAGACGAAGAUACCUCAACUCCGAUCUCUCCUACAAGAAUUAGCGCCUCUCUACCGAUUCAGGAAAAAGCUGUCAUCGAAAUCUGUGGAAAGCGUCCGUGUUUGGAGUACGACGAGCCGCAGAUUAAGAAAAAACGACGCAGUAGCAACAACAUCCAUUCUCAGCUAAAUAUUAAGAACACUACCAACAAAAGUACAUCCAACGGAACACAACCGGAUCACAAGCAGAUCCCACACAAGGAACCAGUUAUUCUACUACCCUCCAAAGGAGCUAGUAAUAAUACCGCUAAGAGGAGCCCACACCAAGAACCAACUCGGCAGAAAAUCCACAAAGAGUCAGUUCCAGAGAUUGAUUAUAAAACUCAGAAGAAGAGUUUGGAACCAGUCAUCAUACCAGUUCUCCAAACAACAACUACAGAGCAUCCUGUUAUUGAAAAAAAGUUAAUCCCAAGCUACGACUUUAGUCUUUACUCGACUGUCGAAAGCAUUGAACAGCGAAGUGAGUACAAAUGCGAUUUUGAGCGCAUUUACGAAGAAUACUUUCGACUACGACGGCGUGUCGAAGAAGUGCGUUAUAUUUUCCGUGUACUUCCUGAACAGUUGAAAAAUGUGCCCGAAGGAUCUUCGGAAUAUCAGCGUAUCUCGAACCGAAUUUUCGCUGAAUUCGAGCGACUCAAUUCUAAGGAAGAGAUUGAGGUCAAGCGACGUUUUGACUAUUUGGAGGCGAAGUUGAUCCAUAUCCAACAGCGUGUAGAUGAUUUUGACCAGAAGCUGGCGAAGGAAAGUGCAGCGCAGGCUGCGCUGGCCGCAUACUCACAAAGAUAG